Messenger RNA from Bicyclus anynana (squinting bush brown), 1835 nucleotides. RefSeq lists its product as uncharacterized. The record is from RefSeq and is a predicted model, not a curated record. NCBI's taxonomy places the organism in Eukaryota, Metazoa, Arthropoda, Insecta, Lepidoptera, Nymphalidae. The coding region runs from base 15 to 1082 and encodes 355 amino acids. The transcript has a single exon.
UUAAAUCCAGCAAAAUGCCGUCAGACAGUGAUGGCGAUGCCCACGAAAGGCUGGACAGAAAAAAACGUAAAGUUCAAAAGUCUGCUGAGGACGAUAGUGUAAAAUACAAACCCUAUAUAAAGGCAGGUUAUAGCAGAGCCUACACGGAUAAUAGCACUAACGCGGAAUUCCCAGUGUUUGUGGAAAGCAGUGAGCCGGAAAUUAAAUUGGGGAACAAAAACCCAUUAGUUGUGUCCAAAUACUUUAAACAAGUAAAAGGUAUCUAUGAGAGCAGGCGCAUUAAUGCUAACAAAAUAAUGUUAGUAUUCAAACAAGCGACAGCAGCCAAUGAUUUUCUCAAACAUGAAUGCCUAACAGUUUACAAUCUUCGUGCCUUCAUUCCGGCAUCUUCUGUGGAGAGGGUGGGGGUUGUCAGGUUUAUUCCUAAAGAGUCCAGUAACCAUGAACUAUUUAAUAAACUUUCUUCAGAGUGUGAGAUUAUUGGUGUAAGACGAUUCAUGAAAAAGGUUGUAGACGAUGUUGUUCCUUUGUCAACUAUUAGUGUAAUUUUUGCAGGAACAACUUUACCACAAUAUAUAUAUUUAGACAAUUGGCGUUAUAAGGUCUAUACAUAUAUUCCUCCGCUAAUGCAAUGUUUCAAGUGUAUGAGAUUUAAUCACUAUGGGAAAAUAUGCAAAAAUAUACAGGUCUGUUCACGCUGUGCUGGUGAACACCACUACAAAGCAUGCACGGCUGAUACAUUGAAGUGCAGUAAUUGUGGUGGAGCUCAUUUAGCCAUAUCCAAAACUUGCCCUAUAAAGGCAGCGAGAUUAGAAAAAAAUAAACAAUCUUAUGCUAAGGUAAUUGAAAUUAAUAGUGUUAAUUUUCCUACUCUCCCGAAGCCUCAACAAAUACAGCAAAAAUUCCACCAAUCUAAACUAGACACACAAGAAAAUUUAGAUAUUUCUUAUUCAAAUAUCAUUAAUAAUAAAAAAAUAUUAUCAGCAAUAAUUAAUACAUUAGUUACUAUAGGAAACUCAAAUGACAUUAAAAGCACAAGUAAAAUUAAAGAAGCAUUUUUGAAACAUUUGAAUAAAGUUUAAUGGCUUCAAAGCUCAUUAUUGUUCAACAUAACAUUCAGAGUAUUAAUAAUAAAAAACCCUUAGUAAAAACAUUUUUAACACAGGAAAAUAUUGAUAUUUUAUUAUUAAAUGAAACCUGGCUUAAAAACUCUAGUAAUCUUGUAAAAAUCCCAGGCUAUAACUUUGUUGGAAAAAAUGCAAAGAAUGAACAUGGUGGCGUAGGUAUUUUAUUAAGAAAUACAUUUAAAUAUAAACUUUUGAAAACAAAAUUUUAUGAAGAUGUUCAAUCCAUAGCAAUUUCUUUAGAAACCAAUGUUGGUGACUUAUCAAUACUUUGUGUUUAUUGUCCACCUAAAAAUAAAAAUAAAUGUAAAAUCAAUAGACUUAAAAGUAUCAUCAGUGAUAUACCAAAGCCCUGUUUAGUAGCAGGAGACUUUAAUGCACAUCAUAUUUCUUUUGGUUGCCAUAGUACAAAUUCAAGGGGUAGAAGCCUAUUUGAUAUUUUUGAUGAACAGGAUCUGUGCAUAUUAAAUUCUGGUAGGUCUACUACACUUCAGAGACCAUAUGCAAAUAGUUCUGCUAUUGACAUAACUGGAGUGAGCCCAGUGCUCGCUCCGUUAUGUGAAUGGACAGUAGGUGUAGACACUUUGGGUAGUUACCACUAUCCCACAUUCACAAAAAUUAACUUAAUUCCAUCUAAAUAUUCUGUCAAUGAUAAAGUAGAGAAAUUUUUAUAUAAUAAAGCAGAUUGGGAUAAAUAUUUUAAGAAAUCCA